Molecule: messenger RNA, 201 nt
Organism: Parnassius mnemosyne (clouded apollo)
Lineage: Eukaryota; Metazoa; Arthropoda; Insecta; Lepidoptera; Papilionidae
Source: the annotation of a GenBank genome assembly
AUGGAAAGCGAAAAAAGAUGGGCUAAAGAUCAGAAGACUUCAAAUGAAAGUUAUACGUUUGAAAAAGAAGGUUCAAAAUUUAACUGCCUUAAUUACAGAAUUGGAAACCAAACAUCUUAUACAGGGAGAGGAUUCCGAAAUUUUAUCUUCAAUAAAUGUAAAGUUGAAAGACUUGGUUGGGCGUCAGCUAUCAAAAAUUAA